AUGCCUAUCAUGACGACUCGCGAUCGUCAGGCCUACAGGGCCGACGAAACCAAAGACCAUACACUGUUAUCAGAGAAGGAGAGGCAGAGGAUGCUCAAUUCUUAUCUCCCUAAGCCCAACGAUCCUCCGCCUACUCUAGGCUCAAACUCUCGACCACAGCGACGUUCGCGGUUAGGACUUCGUCGCUUCAUCCUCAACCAAAUCCACAUCCUCAUCUUUGCCAUUAUGCAUGGGAUCUUCUCCCUUUACAUAAAGAUACGCCAGACCUGGAACGUGGUGGGCUACCAAAUCUCAUCCGUCGUCAAAUAUCAUCAUGGAACACCGCAAUACAUUAAGAAGGACCUGGUCGGUUUGACGAAAAAGCCAAAGCAUCUCAGUGUUAUUCUGAAGCUUGAGGAGAAUCACCGCACAAAGGCUGAUGUCGAGCGGCUCCUUGACGAGGUAGCCGAGAUUGCGACAUGGUGCGCUUGCGCCGAGAUUCCGAUGCUUUCUGUGUACGAGAAGACAGGGAUCCUCAAGAAGCACAUGCCCCGAGUUUACGAUGCUGUUAACCAAAAAUUCGCAUUCUACUUUGGCCCCGAGCAUCCUGGUCUGAGUGUUACAUCACCCCAUAAGGAGGACCUCCCAGCGCCCUUUGGUGAGAAGCCCAAGGAGCAUCUGCGUCUGCACCUCAUCUCUGAGCAAGACGGCCGUGACUCCAUGGUCGAUCUCACACGUACCUUGGCCGAAAUGUCGCAGAGGGGCAAGCUUUCUCCUCACGAUAUCUCCAUGGAACUGAUUGAUGCUGAGCUUUCUGAGGGCAUCAUGGAUGAGCCUGAUCUUUUGCUUACGUUUGGUCCCUACCUCGAACUGUCAGGCUAUCCUCCCUGGCAGAUCAGAUUGACUGAGAUUUUCUGUUUGCAAGACAAUGAGAGAGUUGGGUACCAGGUCUUCCUCAAGGCUCUGCAGCAUUACGGGAGAGCCCAGAUGCGCCAUGGUAAAUAA
Messenger RNA from Fusarium mangiferae, 984 nucleotides. RefSeq lists its product as uncharacterized. The record is from RefSeq and is a predicted model, not a curated record. Gene Ontology annotation, molecular function: ditrans,polycis-polyprenyl diphosphate synthase [(2E,6E)-farnesyl diphosphate specific] activity. Gene Ontology annotation, cellular component: dehydrodolichyl diphosphate synthase complex; endoplasmic reticulum membrane. Lineage: Eukaryota; Fungi; Ascomycota; Sordariomycetes; Hypocreales; Nectriaceae. Bases 1 to 984 code for a protein of 327 amino acids. The transcript has 3 exons.